This is a messenger RNA of Medicago truncatula (barrel medic), 1198 nucleotides long. Its product is annotated as R3H and coiled-coil domain-containing protein 1. Gene Ontology annotation, molecular function: nucleic acid binding. The transcript has 5 exons. NCBI's taxonomy places the organism in Eukaryota, Viridiplantae, Streptophyta, Magnoliopsida, Fabales, Fabaceae. Bases 86 to 931 code for a protein of 281 amino acids. The record is from RefSeq and is a predicted model, not a curated record.
UACCGCAACACCUUAAACAACGAAACUUGAUAAUUUUGCGUUCUGGUUGAAAGUGAGAGUGUAUUGCCCUCUGAGAUCGAAACCAAUGGAGAAAGGGAAUCGCAGUGAAGACUUAGUUGAAACCCUAGUGGCGAAAGAGUCCAAUUACGACGUUGGUGUUACACCAUCACCGACCAAUCCUGCUUCACUAGAUUCUAUUGAAAAUUCUUCUUCUGCUGAUGACGAUUGGGAAGCAAUAGCAGAUCGUGAACCAGACAAGUUAGUGCCCAUGGUGUCUUCAGACAUUUUAACUGGAGUGUCAAAAAUUAAAUUGGAGGACUCCAAAAGUCCAACCCCAAAGCGGCGUGGAAGGGGAACAUUCUCUUAUGAUAAAGAUAAACUUUAUAGUGAUCGGUUACUUGAUGGUUCGAUUAUUGAUGAUGUUGAGGACGAUGAAACUAAUCGUGGUUCAGAAGAUAAGAAAGAUACAACUAACUUACAAUAUGGGACCAAUCAUGUUCUUCUGCUGUCUCACUUUUCACCAAGCACUAGAACAACCGACUUGGAGAAGGUUUUUGAGGACAUAAAAAAUUGUGAUUUUGUGAUUCGCUGGGUCAAUGAUACAGUUGCACUUGCAGUAUUCCGAACUCCUGCAGAAGCACUCCAGGCUCAAAGCAAUGUUCGAUGUUCAUUUAAUAUGAGUAUAGGGAUACUUGAUGAAGAUGAUGCUAUUCUCAGUUCACUUAAAGCAAAUGACCUGAAACCGCCUCAGCAAAGACCAAAAACCUCGGCCACAGCAGCCCAGAGGAUGAUUGCUAACAGCAUGGGAAUAAAGUUACCCUCCCCGAGCCACGUGACAGGGUCCCGAGAACAUAAAAGGCACGAAGAUACAAGGAGGGAACGCAUUGUUAACAGGCAAAAGUUGAAAGAUGAAGCAUGGGGAGAUGAUUAAUAUCUUCAUAGUACUGUUUUAAUUAUUGUAGCUUUUAACUCCAUUCAUUGUAUCCAUAACAAUCAAUAGAUGCUUUGUCUGGUAAUUCGUAAGGUGUAGUUAACGAAGUAACGAAAUAAUUUACGGAACAUGAAAUCACGUUGCACGGGCUAUGUCAGGCGAAUUUGGUCAACAUAGAAAAUAAUCUGUAUAGUAUAUGGACGAUGGUUUAAAACUUGUACAUAAAUGUGACCUUUGCAGAUUCUCAAUUUUAGCGUUACUUUGAAA